AUGGGCAACAACCCUUCUAAAGGCUCAGUCGGCGAUGCGCCACCGGGCCACAUUCCCAAUGCCGCCGUUGAGCGAAAGGUCGUUCGACGCACCUCACAAAACACAAUCCCGACAACCAAGGCUACCGCAGCUGACCCAUCGGCAUCUCGAGAGACUGCUGCCGGCCACUCCGCGGCAUUCCAGGGCUCCGUUCAACAUCGGCUUCAAUCCCGAAACCCACCCGGAUCUCCCAAGCCUAUAACUAGACCGGAGAAGCCUGUGGAUAGGAGGCCCAACCCGGCGCCGAGCAGAGAUGUCGCCUCACCGACAGACCACUCCAACCCGGUGCAAGUGCCUAUCUCACGCCAUGCCGCGGGGCGAGAUCCUGUGGCGCCAUCGGCUCCGCCGCUCAACUCCUACUACAGUGCAUCGACCCAUCUGCAACGGCCUCCACGCAUGCCAUUGCCCAUUGCCGAUGCUACCACUACGCCUGGAUCACCGAUUAUAGGACCCGAAGAUUCGCAUAUCCAGUCGAUGCCCGCGGACCGGCUGUUAGAUGAGCAGAUGGAAGCGUCCCAUCACAGCAAUGUUACCCUGGAUGGAGAUGAAAUGGUGGAUGAGUUACAGCCAUUUGGUGUCGGCAAGGCAGUGCCAACGGUCAUCGAAUGGAACGGUCCCGGUGAGAAGGUCUACGUUACUGGUACCUUUGUCAACUGGGAGAAGAAGUUUAAGUUACACAGAAGCGAGACUAAUGCCGGAGUCAUGACCGCAACGUUGAACCUGCGGCCCGGCACGCAUCACCUGAAGUUCCUUAUCGAUGGUGAAAUGCGGGCUUCGGAUAAUCUCCCGACAGCCGUCGACUUCACUAACCACCUGGUGAACUAUAUCGAAAUUAGCGCGGAUGAUGCUAAUGACAACUCAUCUGUCUCGUCGGGAGUGCGGCCGUCGCAAACACCCCAGGAUAAUUCCAAGGACCCGCAAUCAGAGGAUACGCAAGAUGAUCCCCCAAAGAACGGGGAAGCUGAAGAGGUUCCACCGGGAGAUUUCGGCAGUGCCAUUCCACAAUUCCUUGCUGAUUUGGACAAGGAUGAAGACAGCCUUGCGUACUUGCAAGCUGCCAAUGUCAUUGGUGACACUCCGACUCCACCCAGCCUUCCAUUAUUCUUGGGUAAAUCAAUUCUCAACACCCUUACUCCCACAAAGGAUGACAGCAGUGUUCUUAAUUACCCCAACCACACUGUUUUGAACCAUCUUGCUACGAGUAGCAUCAAGAAUGGUGUUCUUGCCACCAGUGUCACAACCAGAUACAAGCGCAAGUAUGUCACAAGUAUUUUGUACAAACCCACCGGCGAUAUUACCGGGGAGUGA
This is a messenger RNA of Penicillium verhagenii, 1347 nucleotides long. Its product is annotated as putative Snf1 kinase complex beta-subunit Gal83. Gene Ontology annotation, cellular component: nucleus; nucleotide-activated protein kinase complex; cytoplasm. Gene Ontology annotation, biological process: signal transduction. NCBI's taxonomy places the organism in Eukaryota, Fungi, Ascomycota, Eurotiomycetes, Eurotiales, Aspergillaceae. The record is from RefSeq and is a predicted model, not a curated record. The transcript has 3 exons. Gene Ontology annotation, molecular function: protein kinase binding. Bases 1 to 1347 code for a protein of 448 amino acids.